This is a messenger RNA of Miniopterus natalensis, 1123 nucleotides long. RefSeq names its product phosphatidylinositol glycan anchor biosynthesis class H (gene PIGH). Gene Ontology annotation, biological process: GPI anchor biosynthetic process. NCBI's taxonomy places the organism in Eukaryota, Metazoa, Chordata, Mammalia, Chiroptera, Miniopteridae. The record is from RefSeq and is a predicted model, not a curated record. Gene Ontology annotation, cellular component: glycosylphosphatidylinositol-N-acetylglucosaminyltransferase (GPI-GnT) complex.
CAUGGAGGAAGAGCUGAGCUUCUCGGACAUCUACGGCAGCCGCCUGGCCCUGCAGCGCCGCUACUACUCCCCGUCCUGCCGGGAGUUCUGCCUCAGCUGCCCCCGGCUCUCGCUGCGCUCGCUCACCGCUGUCACCUGCUCCGUGUGGCUGGCGGCCUACAGCCUCUUCACCCUCUGCGAGAACAGCAUGAUCCUCUCUGCUGCCAUCUUCAUCACCCUCAUAGGCCUGCUUGGUUACCUCCAUUUUGUGAAGAUUGAUCAGGAGACUUUGUUAAUCAUUGAUUCCCUUGGCAUCCAGAUGACUUCAUCCUAUGCUUCUGGCAAAGAAAGCACCACCUUCAUUGAGAUGGGCAAGGUGAAGGAUGUUAUCAUUAAUGAGGCUAUUUACAUGCAGAAAGUGAUUUACUACCUCUGCAUUUUAUUGAAUGAUCCAGUGGAACCAGAUGAAAUAUCCCAAGUAGUACCUGUCUUCCAGAGUGCGAAGCCCCGGCUGGACUGCUUGAUUGAAGUAUACAGGAGUUGCCAGGAGAUCCUGGCACACCGGAAAGCCACAUCCCCAAGCCCAUGAGUCCCAGCAUUCAGAAGGCCAGUGCUGUCUUCCAUGGGAAGUGACUCCUAAGCCCUUGGGCUGGUGUGUUUCUGGAUUCUAAACCAUCAUGUGGACAUGGUCCUAGGAAUCAGAUGAAUGCAGUGGAUCUGAGAGCCACAGAGCAGGUGACUGGAAACCCAGCUCAUUGUGUGAUGUCGAGCAAAGUAUUUCUGUGUAUUUUAGUGCUCCCCUUGUAAGGUACUGCCUGCUUUACCAACCGAGGGGAGACCUUAAGAAAUGACAUGUCAAAGCUCAUGUCGACAAAGAGCACUUUGUGAAUUUCCCAAGCACAUUCAGGUUCACUUUUUGUUGAAAUAUGUGGAGCAAGACAAUGGGAAAGUGCUAUCAGAUCUCUUGAGACAGACAAUUUCUAACUGUAUAAAAGUUAAGAAAAAAGUCAAGCCCUUCAAGUACUGGGCUAACAGGAAGAAAUGUCCUACAAAAGACUAGUCUCUAUCCCCCUAGCUCCUGUGUCUGCACAGGGUUAGUUCAUGAUGACUCUCUUAAUAAACAGAUCUCCUUCCUAAACAUGCA